This is a messenger RNA of Lichtheimia ornata, 648 nucleotides long. RefSeq lists its product as uncharacterized. The record is from RefSeq and is a predicted model, not a curated record. Gene Ontology annotation, cellular component: THO complex part of transcription export complex. Gene Ontology annotation, molecular function: mRNA binding. Bases 1 to 648 code for a protein of 215 amino acids. Lineage: Eukaryota; Fungi; Mucoromycota; Mucoromycetes; Mucorales; Lichtheimiaceae. Gene Ontology annotation, biological process: positive regulation of DNA-templated transcription, elongation; mRNA export from nucleus. The transcript has 5 exons.
AUGCCAACAACCACACAACCACACCAAUUGCAAGCCAUUGCCGCCACAGCCAAAGAUGCUCAGGAUCUCCUCAGCAGUUACAUGCAGCUCAAGCAAACGGGAGAGCCCAUACCUGACGACGGCCAAGAGCUCUUGGAUACGCUGGAUACGUUGUAUGAUCUACAUUCAUCCAUGUAUGCGGCUACACGAGAUAGCAAACAAGAAACAGCCAACGCAAAAUCGGCUAUGGAUGAAAAGCAUAUCGGCUUGCAGAACGUCAUGUACGAAAAGCGCCAUCUUUUAGAAGAGAUCGUCAAAUGCAGAGCUUUUCGAUCAUUAUAUCAAGAUGUGGAAUUGGUCCCCAUCGAAGAGUUCCAUGCACGUGCACCCAAAGAAUACUUGGAGAAUCAAGAUAAUCCACAUCAGCUCAUGAUCAACAGACUCAAAUUUGAACAAUUGGAACGAACAAGUUUACGAGAACAACAAGAGAAGCUUCAAGCUGAACGUUUGGCUCUGAUACGAGAGAACCGCAAGGCUCAAGAAAAGUUGGAUCGCUUUGACAAGCUUUUGGAUGACUUUGUUCAAGCUGCCACUCCACUGGAAGAAGCCUUGCAAGAGGAAGAGAAAAAAGCAACUACUACCACGACUACUACCACUAUCGCAUCAUAA